Molecule: messenger RNA, 441 nt
Organism: Medioppia subpectinata
Lineage: Eukaryota; Metazoa; Arthropoda; Arachnida; Sarcoptiformes; Oppiidae
Source: the annotation of a GenBank genome assembly
AUGUCCGGCGCUAACUUUCACGACGCGAUGACUGUUUGCGAGCACUUCUACGGCGCGACUCUCGUUACCAUUCAUUCGGCCGAAGAGUUUGACUUUGUUUACGGACUGGUCUUCACAGAAAUGCGCGCAAAGUAUUCGGUUUGGAUCGGUUUGAUCCGUGUCUCCAAUGAAUCCUUUGUAUGGUUUGAUAGAAGUCCUCUUAAUUACACAAAUUGGGGACCAAAUGAGCCAAACAAUUGGUUCUCGAAGAACUACUGCACAGUAAUGAGUUCUGCGGCGCCGGCAAUGGGCAAGUGGUUUGACGUCGGCUGUACCACAACUUACCUCGUGUUGUGUCAGAAGUAUUUGGGCAGUAAUAUAGUUACCAUAAACAUACCCAUAGACUCGUCGGUCCCGAAUCUGACCGCCUCUGGCAUAUCAAUCGCCGAUCAAAUCAAUAUG